Molecule: messenger RNA, 2869 nt
Organism: Podarcis raffonei (Aeolian wall lizard)
Lineage: Eukaryota; Metazoa; Chordata; Lepidosauria; Squamata; Lacertidae
Product: semaphorin-4A-like
Exons: 14
Coding region: 770-2734 (654 amino acids)
Biological process (GO): negative regulation of axon extension involved in axon guidance; axon guidance; neural crest cell migration
Molecular function (GO): semaphorin receptor binding; chemorepellent activity
Source: RefSeq, a predicted model, not a curated record
UGCAGUGCAAUCCUGAUGAUGCAUACUCAGGAGUAAGUCCUACUGAGUUCAAUCAGACUUCAUUCCCAAGUAAGUGGGAGCCUUAGAAGAUACUACAGAGGUGUGUGUGUGUGCACGCUCCUCCUCUCAUGUUUCCUGAUUCUUUCCUCCAUUCCUAAGUUUCCUCUGGUGAUAGUUUGCUGCUAUGUCUGAAUUGGGUAAAACCAGAGCUCCUGGUCACCUCCAAGCCCUGAUUUGGAAUGAUGGUUUUAAAUGUCAUCACCCUGGGCAAUUGUAGCACCCAUGGUUAAAGGAGACCUGGAAUUGGAAGAAGAGAACCAGAAUUCUUUCUAGGAGGAGGAGCUUCUGUCACGUUCCCUAACUUCCAGACUUUUGCUUAGAAGAAUUGUCUUAACUGAGCCAUCUUGGUGGAAGAAAUGAAAGUCUAGUAGACCAGCUCGCUGCCAUUCAAGUGUUUGGAGCUCUAGUUUCUAUCAGCCACAGCCUGGGGAACCUCUGGCAUAUUCAAAACCCACCUCUCAGAACAAAGAAUUCCAUCUGGACGUGGGUGACUGGCAACUUUUCACUAAAAAGGGGGGGGGGAUAUUGUUUUUUCUGACUUCCAAUGCCAUUGGUUGCCAUUGUUUGAUGUCACAGACAAGCUGAGCACCAAAGGGUUGGGGCUUGCUGAGAGAGGUCAGAACAAGGAUUGGUGCAAGACGGGGCAGAGCAGAUGCAGGGCAAAAAAACUGGAGCCUGAGAAAAGACUACCAUCUGCUGAUAACCAGCCAUGAGCUCCAAACACUUCUUCAUUUGCCUCCUGACGUUUGCCAACACUCUGGCCACAGAGCUGAUGCCAAAGCAAACCACCUCGUUAAGGGACCCUAGACGAAAGGUUUUCCCAUUCAUGCAAAAAGGGGUUCAGAAUUGGGACACUUUCCUACUGAGCAAAAACAAGAAAACUCUCUAUGUGGGUGCCAGAGACACUAUCCUCACCCUUGACAUUCGCACGGACAUCACCAUCAGAGUGAAGCAUGAGAUACAGUGGAGUCCCACGGCUGAUAAAAAGGAUAACUGUGCCUUGAAGGUGAAAAACAAAGAGAGGGAAUGCUUCAAUUUCAUCCGUGUCCUGGUGCAACUGAACGACACACACCUUUACACCUGCGGGACGUAUGCUUUCAGUCCCACCUGUGCUUACGUUGAUCUAACAACAUUCAGUCUGGUGAAAGAUGCAGAAGGCAAGCCCCUCCUCCUGCAAGGGAAGGGUGUCUCUCCCUAUAGCCCUUACUAUGGGAACACCGCAAUCCUCGUUGAUGGCGAACUUUACACUGCCACCCAGGAAAACGUUCCAGGGAAUGAGCCCGUCAUCACUCGAACCCUGGGCAGUAGUUCAGUUUUGAAGAAUGAGCACUGGAUGACUGGUGAUGCAACAUUCGUGGCCUCCUUCAACAUCCCAGCCCCCCCAAAUGACGACAAAGUCUAUUUUUUCUUUUGGGAAACAGCAAAGGAGUAUGACUUCUUUGAGAAAGUCAUCGUCUCCAGGGUUGCUCGCAUCUGCAAGAAUGAUGUCGGGGGAAAAACAUUGCUGCAGAAGAAAUGGACCACCUUUCUGAAAGCACAUCUUUCCUGCGCCCAGAAAGGGCAGUUUCCUUAUACUGUCAUUCAACACGUGUUUGCUGUUCCACACCCAGGAGGCGGUGCAUUUUUCUAUGGGGUCUUUGUUCCUCAAUGGCAGGUGGGAGGUUUCUGGAGCUCGGCAGUCUGCGCCUUCGACCUUAAUGCUAUCAACAAAGUCUUUGAUAAUGGGAGAUAUAAAGAGUUACACCAGAACUGCUCCCGAUGGCUGCCCUAUAAAGGGGAGGCCAUGGAUCCUCCCCCUGGCUCGUGUUCUGUCAGCCCAUCAUCAGACAAAACCCUCGUUUUCAUAAAAGAACAUUAUAUGAUGGAUCAGACGAUUCGGCCACUCUAUAACCAGCCCGUGUUUGUGAAGCUCAAUGUGAAAUACACCCGGAUUACAGUACACCAAACUGAGAACAUCUUGGGAAUUCCCUAUACCAUACUGUUUCUUGGGACAGACCAGGGAGCCAUUCACAAAGUGGUGGUCGUCGGCAGCGAUGCUCACAUCAUUGAGGAGAUCCAGCUGUUUGAGAAGCCAGAGGCAGUCCAAAACUUGCUGCUCUCACCUGAAAAGGGGAUCCUUUAUGUGGGGUAUUCCAAAGGAAUUGUACAAGUCCCAUUGGCCAACUGUGGCAUUCACAAAACCUGUCCUGACUGCAUUUUAGCACGAGAUCCUUACUGUGCCUGGGAUGGAAGGAAAUGCAGUGAUAACUGGAAUAACAAAUACAAAAGCAUGGCAGGAAAGAGUAACUUUAAGCAAGAUGUUGAGACCGGAAACUCAGGCCUUUCGUGCAUGCGCAGCAGUGGGAAGAGCAGAGCCUCCUCAAGGCCAAUCACCUUGAUUGCCGUAGUGGCCGUGGUUUUCUUCUGCUACCCAGACACAGUGAAAGUGAAAAGCAAAGUACAGGGGUGCAGGAGCCCCCUCCAAGCCAAGAAAACAUCCAAGCAAGAGAAAGUCCUGUUCAAUGGCAGCCAGAGCAUUCUGCAAGUGGACCUUGCCAGAAAACUGCUGACAGCUCCAACACCUCCUAUGUCUACGUGCUCCGUUCAGGCUAUCAGGGCUGACAAAAACUGCUUGGACUUGGGCCUGCCAAACAAGGAUGACUCCAGAGGAGCCGUGGCAGCGGAGGAGAUCUAGCCUGGCCUACCUGAUUCCUCACCAGCUGUUGCAGGGAACAACCUUUCGCGAUCUCACCAGCUCACACAGGCAACCUAGCAAGAACAAAAGUAUUGUCACAACUGUGAUGCUAUUACUAAAUGCCACCAGAAAACA